Drosophila virilis is the source of this 4151-nucleotide messenger RNA. It is a transcript of the gene Ace, whose product is annotated as Acetylcholine esterase. Gene Ontology annotation, cellular component: plasma membrane. Gene Ontology annotation, molecular function: acetylcholinesterase activity. The record is from RefSeq and is a predicted model, not a curated record. Gene Ontology annotation, biological process: choline metabolic process; acetylcholine catabolic process in synaptic cleft. NCBI's taxonomy places the organism in Eukaryota, Metazoa, Arthropoda, Insecta, Diptera, Drosophilidae.
CUUUAGUUUAGCUAGAGACAUCGUCGUGAAAUGAACAGAAGCUCUGCGAGCAACUGCAUUCCAGCGGCGAAUCGACGGCAGAUUUGAGUGCGCAAAAAGAUAAAAUAAUAAUAAUAAUAAGAAUUAAAACAAUGCAUAAGUAAAUAAGUAAAAACACACACACAUAUUAGCAAACACAUGUAAAGACUAUAAGAUUGUGUAUUUGUGUGAAUUUCCCAGUUUUGGUGGUACCAAAUUAUUGCCAAAAUAACAGUGUCACAGUAAAAGAAUUAUCAAAUUUUCGCAGCAAUAAAAACGCAUCAAAAUUAAAUCUUAAAAAAAAAUAAAGAAUUAAAAUAAAAACUUAAGCAGUGACAUGUAGAACGGCAGAGAGAGCGAGAAAGAAAACCUUCAGAUCUGAACGAACGAAAGCUCAAGUUCAAACAAUAGAGCCGCUGCCACGGGGAGGCGCCACAAAAGUGCAACAGCUGCACAAAAACUGGAAACGAAACGAACUGAAACAAAAGCCCAAAAGUCAAAGUAAACCCAGACAGACAGAGAGGUACAGCGGGCGAGCCAGUGCGAGAGAGAAAGGCAGAGAGUUGCAGAGAGAGAGAGAGAGAGAGAGAGAAACAGAAAGAGUGAACGUGAGAGAGACAGAGUGGGGCAGUGUUGGAAGAAUGUGUAGUGCAGAGUCCACACGGCAGCUUCAAGUGGCAACAACAACAACGGCAGCAACAACAAACACAACCGGAUAAUAAGCAUAAGGGGUAACAACAGCAGCAGCAACACCAACAAAAGCUGCAACGAGUGCGUCAAGUAUUUGCGAUAGGUUGCAGCGGGGCAAGCGCUGGCCUGUGCCAGCAAACAGCAACAUAAAAUCCAAAGCCCAAAACUUAAUCCUAAAACCUAAUCCAAAAACCAAACGGAAACAGCAGCAACAGCAACUGCAGCCAGACCGACGUCAAGCGGUGGCAAGUGGCAACAAGGUGACGUCACAGGCCGCUAACUAGGACACUAGCAAAUCUCGUUAGCAGCACUCGCAUCCUUUGCACCCUUCGCAUCCGCUUCCGCAUCGACAUCCGCGACAUGGUCUCUCGGCUGCGUCUCCAUUCGCUGGCCGCCGCGCUCUUCGUGCUGUCGCUGCAAUUGUCCAGCGUCUGCGGCAUCAUCGAUCGUUUGGUGGUGCAGACCAGUUCCGGGCCGGUGCGUGGCCGUUCGGUGACGGUGCAGGGACGUGAGGUGCAUGUCUAUACGGGCAUACCCUAUGCCAAGCCGCCAGUCGAUGAUUUGCGCUUUCGCAAACCGGUGCCGGCCGAGCCCUGGCACGGCGUUUUGGAUGCCACACGCCUCUCGGCCACCUGCGUGCAGGAGCGCUAUGAAUACUUUCCGGGCUUCUCCGGUGAGGAGAUCUGGAAUCCCAAUACCAAUGUUUCUGAGGACUGUCUGUAUAUAAAUGUGUGGGCGCCGGCAAAGGCGCGUUUGCGUCAUGGACGUGGUGCCAAUGGAGCCGAGCACUCUGGCAACAAGCAGGCCGACACGGAGCAUCUCAUACACAAUGGCAAUCCGCAGAACACGACUAACGGGCUGCCCAUCCUCAUAUGGAUCUAUGGUGGGGGCUUCAUGACGGGCUCGGCCACCCUGGAUAUUUACAAUGCCGACAUUAUGUCUGCCGUGGGCAAUGUGAUCGUUGCCUCGUUUCAGUAUCGCGUGGGCGCAUUUGGUUUUCUACAUUUGGCGCCAGAAAUGCCGGCAGAGUUUGCGGAGGAGGCGCCCGGCAAUGUGGGCCUGUGGGAUCAGGCCUUGGCCAUACGCUGGAUAAAGGAUAAUGCCCAUGCCUUUGGCGGGAAUCCCGAGUGGAUGACAUUGUUUGGCGAGUCCGCAGGCUCGAGUUCGGUGAAUGCACAGCUCAUGUCGCCGGUCACUAAAGGCGUGGUCAAGCGCGGCAUGAUGCAGUCGGGCACCAUGAAUGCGCCCUGGAGUCACAUGACAUCCGCCAAGGCGCUCGAGAUUGGCAAAUCUCUGAUCAAUGACUGCAACUGCAAUGCCUCCAUGCUCAAGACCAAUCCGGCUCAUGUGAUGAGCUGCAUGCGCGCUGUGGACGCCAAGACCAUAUCGGUGCAGCAGUGGAAUUCCUACUCGGGCAUACUCAGCUUCCCAUCGGCGCCAACCAUUGAUGGUGCCUUCUUGCCCGAAGAUCCUAUGACACUGAUGAAGACGGCUGAUCUAAAGGAUUAUGAUAUUCUCAUGGGCAAUGUCAGAGAUGAGGGCACCUAUUUCUUGCUGUACGAUUUCAUCGAUUACUUUGAUAAGGAUGAUGCCACCGCGCUGCCACGUGACAAGUAUCUGGAGAUUAUGAAUAACAUAUUUGGCAAGGCAACGCAGGCGGAACGCGAGGCCAUCAUAUUUCAGUACACCAGCUGGGAGGGCAAUCCAGGCUAUCAAAAUCAGCAGCAAAUUGGUAGAGCUGUGGGGGAUCACUACUUCACCUGCCCCACCAAUGAGUAUGCACAGGCGCUGGCCGAGCGAGGCGCCUCCGUGCAUUACUAUUACUUUACACACCGCACCAGCACAUCGCUGUGGGGCGAGUGGAUGGGCGUGCUGCACGGCGAUGAAAUUGAGUAUUUCUUUGGGCAGCCGCUAAACACAUCUCUGCAAUAUCGACCUGUGGAGCGGGAGCUGGGCAAGCGUAUGCUCAAUUCGGUUAUUGAGUUUGCCAAGACGGGCAAUCCGGCACAAGAUGGCGAGGAAUGGCCCAACUUUUCAAAGGAGGAUCCUGUGUAUUAUAUAUUCAGCACAGACGAUAAAAUUGAGAAACUGGCACGUGGCCCACUCGCCGCGCGCUGCUCUUUCUGGAACGAUUAUUUGCCUAAAGUCAGGAGUUGGGCAGGCUCGGACUGUGAUUCGGGUAGUGCUUCCACGUCGCCCCAAAUGCAGCUGCUGGGACUUGGACUGGUGCUCUACAUUUGUGCCGUUUUGCGAAUUAAGGGAGUUUUCUAAAAGAAAAUUUUUGACAGUGCACAUCUAUAAGUCCACAAGACCCACACACACAGACACACCCACACACCCAAACACCCUUUAAGCAAAGCAAACACAAAACAUAUUUAAUAUGAAAAUGAAAUUGUCAUAAAAGUAUGUAAAGAGCUAAGAAAGUAAAAAGGAAAUAGAAAGAGGGAGAGAGAGAUGGAGUUUUCGAAUUUGAGCCAUGCUUUUGUAUACUUGGCCAAACACAACUGAACAUUUGUAAAUGAAUUUAGUGUUGCAUGCAACUGCAACGUGUGGCAGUAAGUGACAUUUGUUGUAGUUGUUAGUUUGAAUCACUUGCCAGGAGCAAGCUGGAUGAAACUUUUGCACGCGGCUUGCCCCACACAUAUCAAAACCAAAAGAGAGAGAACGGGUGGGAACAAGCGAUUGGCAGAAGCUUUUGCCGAUCUCUCUCGCAUCCAACCCGACUCUCCAGUUGAUAUCCAGAGAGUACCACAUAGCUACACACACGCAAAUACACACACCCGAACACACUUUUGUAGCACGCCGCAAAUUGCUUUGUAAGAAAAUGAAAUUUGGCAAAAACCCAGGCCCAAUAAAAUAACUGAUUCUAACGAGAAUUCAAUCAAGCGAAAACAAAGAUUUUGAUAAAUUGAAUGUUUGUCAUAUGCCAGCCAGCAGGGCAUAAAACAAUACAAAUUGAAAAUUAUAAACAAACAAACAAACAAAUUAACACAUUCGCUUAGAGAACGCGUAUUUUGCCAGCUGGCAUGGGUCCAAGUCUGUGCCCAAGCCGUAAUCCCAAACAUUUUUGGAAUGUCGAGUAUGCUAUAGAGUUUUUUCGAUUUUUUGAUAGCCCCCGACCCCUCACAAUGAAACUGGUUUCAGAUUUGUGUUGGGAAUGGUUCAAUCCUUGGCAUAUACAGUAUUUUUUCUCUCUCGGUAUUUUAUUGAUUUUCACUUUGGGCACACCAAAAAUGUUCUUAUGACAACAAAAUUUGGAAAAAACCACAACAAAAUUGAAAAAUUUAGUAAAUUUGUAUUAUUCAAACGAUGUGGGAGUUUUAACGAGAAAUUGCAAUUUUUUUGUAAUAAGCAGCCCAAGAAAAAACGUUGUAAAAUCGGUAAAAAAAAAAAUGAAUAUAAAUUGAAAUAAAGUUUGUAGGAAACCUAUUGAAACAUUUAAA